Molecule: messenger RNA, 782 nt
Organism: Dendroctonus ponderosae (mountain pine beetle)
Lineage: Eukaryota; Metazoa; Arthropoda; Insecta; Coleoptera; Curculionidae
Product: dynein light chain 1, cytoplasmic
Exons: 4
Coding region: 200-469 (89 amino acids)
Biological process (GO): microtubule-based process; cilium assembly
Cellular component (GO): cytoplasmic dynein complex
Molecular function (GO): dynein intermediate chain binding; dynein light intermediate chain binding
Source: RefSeq, a predicted model, not a curated record
GACGUUAUUUUUAUCAGUUGAUUUGGUGUUGGAACGACAAGAAAGCUACGGUCAGUGAAAAAAAUAGUUGAAUAUCGAUUUUUUUCAACAAAAUAAAUAAAUUUAAAGUCGCGAGAAGUCACCGGGAACAUUGCGUCACUGGUUUUCGGCGGAAAAACUGUAAAAUUUCACGUUAAAUUCGCCCUCAAAAGUUGAGAAGAUGACUGACAGGAAGGCUGUUAUUAAGAAUGCGGACAUGUCCGAGGACAUGCAGCAGGAUGCAGUUGACUGUGCCACCCAGGCCAUUGAAAAGUACAACAUUGAAAAGGAUAUUGCUGCAUACAUUAAGAAGGAAUUCGAUAAGAAAUACAAUCCCACGUGGCACUGCAUCGUAGGCCGAAACUUUGGCUCAUAUGUUACGCACGAAACUCGUCAUUUUAUUUACUUUUAUCUUGGGCAGGUGGCAAUACUUCUGUUUAAGAGUGGAUAAGCUGGCAAUAAGGAGCUAAAUCUCAUUCCUCCGCCCCCAAACCUUUUCCUAAGCAGUAUUCUUCAAAUCCUUUUCACCAAAUGACUUAUCCUUUCUAAAUUUAUAAUAUCCUCUAAAAAGUUCAUUCCGAUUUGAUUUAUGUAAAUUAUUUUAUAAAAGUUUUAGGAGCAUUUUCCGAGCUAAAUAUGAACAGUCAUUGUUAUUGAUUAGCACUUGGGGUGGUACGCGAAUUAGAUCGGAAAUAUGUUAAACUUGACGUUUUUUUAGUUAGCUAUACAUAACGACCUUUGAAUAAAUUAAUUUUGUUACUACA